AUUAUUAUUAUGGGAAAUGCGGUGUUGGUAAUUCUUUUAAAAAGCAGUUUAAAACUUUGACUCGGACUCUCCCUUUCGGUUUUGUAGCCGCAGCCGAUUCAAAUCCAGACGAGCAGGUUUUUCUUUUCUUUUCUUUUUUUUUUUUUCCUCCCGACGCCGGGCAAGAUGGCGGCGGUAGCGCCGAGAUGGAGUAGCCGCUCAGCUUGAGCAGUUUUUAGACAAAAAUAGCUGAAAUAUUUAACUUAAAUCUGAAAAUAGCGCGCUUUUUGUUUGGACCUUUCAACUUUCGCUAAGUUUUGAUAUUUUCUAUCAGAAUGUUCCAAGUCUAGUUAUCUUUUACAGCAAGCAAACAAGACAGAAAGUAUAAUGGGAGAGAAGCUAGAACUGAAGCUCAAGUCGCCGGUUGGAGCCGAAGCUGCGGGAUAUCCGUGGCCAUUACCAGUAUAUGAUAAACAUCAUGAUGCUGCACAUGAAAUUAUUGAAACCAUACGUUGGGUGUGUGAGGAGAUCCCUGACCUUAAGCUGGCGAUGGAGAAUUACGUGCUCAUUGACUACGACACAAAAAGUUUUGAGAGUAUGCAGAGACUAUGUGACAAGUACAACAGAGCUAUUGACAGCAUUCACCAGCUGUGGAAAGGUACAACUCAGCCAAUGAAACUGAAUAAAAGGCCUUCAAAUGGCCUGCUUCGCCACAUCCUGCAGCAAGUCUACAAUCACUCUGUAACUGAUCCAGAGAAGCUAAACAACUAUGAGCCCUUCUCUCCAGAGGUGUAUGGAGAGACUUCAUUUGACCUGGUGGCUCAGAUCAUUGAUGAGAUUGAGAUGAUGGAGGAGGACACUUUUGUGGACCUGGGCAGCGGCGUUGGCCAGGUGGUCCUGCAGGUUGCUGCAGCUACUAACUGUAAGCACUACUACGGUGUAGAGAAGGCCGAGAUUCCAGCCACGUACGCAGAGGCAAUGGACAGGGAAUUCAAGAGGUGGAUGAAGUGGUACGGGAAAAAGCAUGGCGAGUAUACACUGGAGAGAGGAGAUUUUCUGUCAGAAGACUGGAGAGAAAGGAUAGCAAACACAAGUGUUAUUUUUGUGAAUAACUUUGCCUUUGGUCCAGAGGUGGAUCACCAGCUGAAGGAACGAUUUGCCAACAUGAAGGAAGGUGGAAAAAUUGUAUCCUCAAAACCUUUUGCACCUCUCAAUUUUAGAAUCAACAGUCGAAACUUGAGUGAUAUUGGCACAAUAAUGCGUGUUGUUGAACUUUCUCCGCUGAGAGGCUCAGUGUCAUGGACAGGGAAGCCAGUUUCCUACUAUCUGCAUACAAUAGACCGUACCAUACUUGAAAACUAUUUUUCUAGUCUUAAAAAUCCUAAACUCAGGGAGGAGCAGGAAGCAGUGAAACGGCGUCAACAGAAGGAGACCAAGGACAGUAAAAGCAGCAGCACCACCCCAACCAAGCCAAAGGAGCACAAGGAGUCAGGUGGUGAGGAGGAGGCCUUAGGGGCACUGGUACCUGUGAAGUCGUCACCUAAACCUCGUCGUGCCAAGCUACUGGCCAAGGGCCGCAAGCUGGGCAACAGGAAACGUGGGCGGCCCAAGAAGUCCAUCAUAGCAGCAGCCACCGAACGCAAGACCAAGAAGAGUCAGAGUGCCCUAGACCUGCUUCAUGCCAAGACCGUCUCAGCAGCGCCUCCUCAGGAUGCAUACAAAUCGCCUCAAAGCCCCUACUACCAGCUACCUCCUAAAGUUCAGCAUUACACAGCUGGCCAGCUGCUGCUCGGCUCCAUGCCUGCGGGCCUGCAGACUCUCCUCGAUAAUUUCAAAGUCCAGUACAUGCAGCUCUUGACCUAUAUGAAGACACCACAGUACCACACGAACAUACAGCAAGCUCUGGAGCAAGAGAGGCUCAGACACACUGAAUUGUCAGGUCAAGCCCAGCGACUGAUGAACGCCUGUCAUGCUCACAAGGAGAGGAUCAGGGACCUUUUUCAGGCCAAACUAGAGGAGCUGGGAGUAAAGGCAGUUACAGUGGAGGACCUGGUGCAGGCUCAGAAAGAGAUCAUGGCCCAUAAUAUGCAGCUGAAAGAGCAGACCAAGCAGCUGGAGAGAGACAUGGCUGAGCUUAAAGACCAGAGCCUGCGACUGCUGAAGGCUCGCUGUGAGGAACUGAAGCUAGACUGGGGGUCUCUGUGUCUCGAGACCCUGUUAAAGGAAAAGGCUGCUCUGCGUAGACAGAUCUCUGAGAAACAGCGCCACUGCCUAGAACUUCAGAUUAGCAUUGUGGAGCUGGAGAAAAGCCAAAGACAGCAGGAGCUACUACAGCUCAAGUCCUCCUACAGCCCAUGUAAAGACUCUCCAUACCGCAAGAACAUCCCAAGUCUCGAGCCCCGGCCGCCACUAGACACUAACACCCCCAAACUGGCUGAACUGAAUGGCCUUAGCCCUGAGCUGUCUAUGAAUGGCACAGCAUCUCCUAGCUAUGAGCGUGGGGGCAGCGUCAACUGCUUCAAUGGCAAGAAUGAGCUGCUCUCCCACUACCUGCCAAUCUCCCCCGAGCACGAGAUUGUGCCGCCCACCCCUGAGCCUCGGAGCAGGCCUCUAGGGCAGCCCCUGCCCGACUACACGCGCUUUUCUCCAGCUAAGAUUGCCCUGCGCAGGCACCUCAACCAGGACUCCUCUAUAGGCCAGGCCAGAGCGUUCAGCACCAUCCACAGGGGUGACGGUGUUGUGUCAUCUCCAAGCUUGAAACAGGGCUGCUCUUCACCAAGCGCAGCUGAAAAUCAACAACCAAACACACUCAAGAGCGCAGAGAAGGUGAAUAAGGAAAAGAGCCCAGCUGGACCAGGUGACAGUAUAACCAGUCUCCCAAUCAGCAUCCCUCUCAGCACGGUACACCCCAGCAAACUUCCUGUCAGCAUCCCACUGGCCAGCGUGGUGCUGCCCAGUCGGGCCGAGAGACUGAGGAAUACACCCAGUCCUAUGUCCAGUAGGGAGCAUUCAGCAGGGCAAAGCAACACCAAUAAGCAACCUCUGACCCCUAACUCGGGGUUGGUGAACGGCUCCCACUCUGCUGUAUGUGAUCAAGACUGCGACUCCAUGUCUCCUCCACCCCACAGCAACCCCCUGCUGGGUCUUCAGUCACAUGGCUCUUGCUCCAGCCCUCUGCUGAGCACUGGAGGAGUGCUGCAGUAUGCAGACAGACCUCCCCGUCUUCCUGAUGAGGGUCACCAGCAUCACGGACUCGAAUCUGAUCCUGAGAUUCUAGACAGUGAGGCUCGCCGCCACAUGUUCUUCUCUUCCUCCUCCUCUUCGUCGUCGUCCUCCUCCUCUGCUGGAGGCUCGCACCCGCAUCGUGGAUCAGUCAAGCAGGGGAAGCACCACAGCAGUCACCACCACCACCAUCACCACUCGCCAGGCUCUCACGGGUCGGAGGGACGCAAGAGAGGCCGGCGGAAACGCAGCUCCUCUAGCCUCGUUCCAGCAGGUGGUUCCCCAAAAAAACGAUCAUUCCCUGGGAUUAACUACUCCUCAGGUUCUCCACUUAAUAUAAACACCAUGGUGAAUAACAUUAAUCAGCCUCUGGAGAUUUCGGCCAUAUCCUCUCCGGAGCAGACAGGCGGCAGCCCAUGUGAGACUGACCUGGACCAGCCACCUGUACUUAAGAGAGAACGCCCUCUGGAGAUGAAUGGCUCCAGCCAUGACUUAUCCCCCCCUAGCUCGGAGGAUGAAGAAACUGGAUAUCCAGCAGACAGCAGCUCUUUACGAAUUGAAAGGAAAAUCGCGACAAUUUCUCUGGAGAGCCGAGAUGGUGAGAGGGGUUCACAGGGCCGUAAAUCGGGGGCCAGUAGUGUGAGUAGCGACACCUCCUCUUCUUCCAGCAAAUGGAAGUCCACCUUCUCACCCAUCUCUGACCCCAAGCCCACUCCUCCAGAGCUCCGGCAGAGCAACUCCCCUUUCUGUGGCGGCAUGUCUUGUGGCCCAGACUCUGACUCUGAGCAGAAACCGCAAAAGAGAGCAGACCGGGACCGCAGUGAGCAUUAUGGGAACCCUAAACCCUUUCUAGGUCUAGACAAAGCACGAGAAUCCUUUCCUAAGCAAAAGGCACGGGAGUGGGAGCUAAAGGCCAUCGGUAGUCUGACCAGCCAGAACCUCUUCAUCUCUGCUGCAGCUGGUGGAGGCCUCCUGUGUGGAAAAGCAGGUCGAGCCACUGCGGUUUCUUCUGCCUCUUCUGUGGGACAGUAUUUCCCUCUCGGCGGAACCUCAGUCUUACAGUCCUUAUUUGGAGCGCAGGCUCCUAACCCGGCCUCCAGCGGACAUCCACGUUUGGUUAAUGGUCACUCCGUGCUGGGCAGCUUUUCUAGUGCUGGAUUGGCAGGGGGUGCUGCAGGAGGGAUUUUUCACCACAUGACGCCUUCAGUGUCCUCUCAACAGUCUGCGCCCCCCAGUUCCCAGCACAGCCACUCUUCCUCGCAGCAGAGGAAUCUGGACUCCAAAGCCGGGGCCUUGUUCCUGGCCCAAUAUGGCCGCACGCAGACUGUCCUGCACGCACCUUCCCCUCCCGCACUUUCGCUACCUCCCCCUCCUCCCCUUCUCUACACUUCCUCCUCCUCCUCCGCUCCUCUCCAGCCUUCCCCGCCAUGCUCGGAGAGGAAGCAAUCUGUUUCCCUCCAAACACUACAUGUUCCCCCUGCCUCCUCUUCAUCCCCCACUCCUGCUCCUGUCACUUGUAUAUCAACCACUCCUGCUGCCUCCUCUUUGUCGCGCCCCUUUACACUGCCCUACCUGCCUUCUUCAAGCAGCAGCAGCAGCAGCGGAGGCAGCAGCAGUGGGUUGGUGAGCUCCUGGAGAACUCUGGGUAUGCAGGUUCCCUAUGCUGCUCGGCCCAGAUAGCGGUGCCAUGAGCAGAAACCGGGAGGGAGGGAGGGAAGGCAGAACUUUGGGGUAAUUUAUUAUUAGGAGCUGCUGUAUGGUACCUGCCAAGCUUGUGCCUCAGUCUGAACAAGGUAUGUGCUUUGCUUUUGUGUGUUCAAGCUGCUCAUCAGAUAUUUGCAUGUUCCUGCUGUAUGCAUGUGUGUAAUAGCAUGUUCAUUUAUUAGUGAGUACCUUCUCAUGUGCCAUUUAUCAUUACAGGUAACUGAAGCAAUCUACCUCAACCCAGUGCAAUCUAUGCAAUGGACAGGUGUAGACCAAUGGGCUCUUCCUCACUGGUGCUCCGAUUUUCGCUAAAGCCACCCGAAUGUGUCAGAACUUGACACCAGUGCAUCUGAAUACACAUGCAGAAACACAUGCAUGUAUACACACGAACAGGUCAGGACCACUCAUAAACUUGUGCUCUUGUCUGGUUAAAGUUGUAAAAGGAGGCACUAACAAAUAAAUAUCCCAUAAUUAAUUAACUGUGUAUUUAAACAAUGCCUCUAAAUUCUAAACAUCAGUGAUGAUUUUUGUGCAAAAUUUGGGAUCUGAAAGGAAAAAAAAAAAAAGAAGAUUUAUUACCUUUGUUUGUUUGUUUGUUUGUUUGUUUGGUUUUUGGGUUGUUUUUUUUUUUUUUUUUUUUUGAAGUCCAGUAAAACAAGGCAUCAGCUGAGCGAGAACCUAAAUUAUUGAACAUUCGCUCGAUGCUGAAGCUCAGCACUGUGUUAGCCUUUAACAUUGCCUGGAAUACUACAACACCUUCUUUAGAGGUAAAUGUGGGAAUAUAGACUUGAACAUGGAAAUGGGAUUGCAAAAAAGUUACACUUCCUUAAAGGCAUCAUGAAUCAUUCUGACUUAAAUUAUUUGAAACUGAAGCAUUUGUUGCAUACAUACCUAUAUAUUCCUUUACAUUUACACUGGAUAGAAGACUUCACUACAAACAACUUGCCUGAUAAUUGAGUAAACUCAAUUACUUUGUUGUUUUAGGUUACGUACAUUCGAUUUUUUUUUUUUUAUAUAUUAUAUAUAUAAUAUGAAAAUUCUCUUAACUCAUUAACACACACAGUGGCUGAAGCACAAAAUUCAUAUUAUUAUUAUUAUUAAACGUAUUACCAAGAGCCUGUGUGUGGAAAAUAUCAAAUAAAAUUUGGCUUUUAAAGAGAAACAUUAAUGUAAAAUAUGCUAUAUCUUUUUGUUUUUUUUUUAAUAAUUAUUUAAGAUUUUUCUAAAUGAUGCCUACACAUGUAAAGUUGGAGCUCAGCGUUGGACAUGAUUUAAUCAAUUCAGGUGAAUUUUUUUUUUUUUUUUUCCAAGACAAAUAAAGAUUAGUGGUGCUGAUAACACUUCUGCUCAGAAAGGUGCUAGUAUCUGCUUUUGAAUGAUGCACACCAUUAACGUUGUGGUGCUCUCUGCAAGUAGGAAAAACACGCAUGAUUGGGGGAAAAAAAUCUUCAAACACUGGUAAAAUAUAACAUGGCAAAAAAAAAAAAAAAAUCUACUGUGCAACUGCAGCUUGGGGUUUUUUUGUUGUUUUUUUUUUUUUAAAUAAUUAAGACGUUUUUGUACUGUGAAUGGAAGUAACUCUCAAUGUGUAAUUGUAUAUAAUUUCGAAUAUUUAUCAUUUCUGUUGUGAUUGUUUUGUUCAUUUUGUGUUAACGUACUGCAUAAUUAGUGCAACUUGUGUGUACAUGACUUAUAAAAAAAAAAAAAAAAAAAAAAAACAUGGUGCUACAAUCUUAACUCUGGACUGUGCCUAUUUAUAUUAAGAACAUCAAAUAAGAGACCGAUUCUGGGUGCUUCUGUUGACAGGGACCUCGCAUUAUGUAGCACCAAGUGGAAAGCAAUCAGACGCUGCAUAGAACCGAAGCGUUUUUAACUGAAUUCUUACUUGAUCUAGACUUUAAAGUGGGGAUCUGUCUCCACUGGUGCUGGCAUUUGGCGCUCUCGCAGCCAAAGCCUUCUGUCCACCCUGUUUUGGGUGCUAAGAGCUUUUCCGCAGGGUGAAAAAUCAUCUUUCUUAGGCACACCGUAUGCUAGGGGUGGGCGAUAUGACCAAAACGUAUCAUGAUUCUCAAAAGUAUUUCUACAAUACACGAUAUACAGCAAGUGGAUAAGCAUUUUUUGUGUGUUAUUUAAAACGGGGCAUGCAUAUCCACUUCAGCUUUACACACAAUGUCUUUUGUCUUUUAUACCUAUAAAUAUGAACAAAAGAAGCAUGUAUUCAUAAGCAUAAACAAAGAAAUAUGUUUAGAAAUUAAACUGAUAGGCUGAAAAAUAUUUGGGCACUUCAAAUUACCAACAUUAAUACUUGUUUAAGUAAGAAAUCAUUUGCUUUUUGCAGAAUUGUGGUUAAAUUUUGGCGCAUUCCUUUUGGCAAAUUGUCUUCAGUUCCCCAAGGUUACAAGUUGUCCUCCAAUGGACUCGCAUUUUCAUAAUACUCCAUAAAGGUUCAGUGGCAUUCAAGUCAGUACACCACUUGAUUGAUUUAAAAUAGAGCAAAUUUCCACAAUUCCUCAGAAAAUUGUGGCAGUUUUAUCAUGAUCUCGAUAUUACAUAAUCAUAUUGCCCAGUCCUACUUUAAGUGUGCAGAGACUGUUAUUGGUGCUGUGGGAACACUCAAAUCCAACUUUUGUUUUUGUGAAUCUGUUUCUGCUUAGUCCAUACGAAAACGAGCACCUAUCCCAGGACACUGUAGCAGCUCUCUUAACAUUCCAGAGUGUGAGCCUGUCGUCUGAUGUGAGGGAUGGGAGAAUCAGAAAUUUAAAAUCUAGUAUAUUUAGAAAAGGGGUUGGAGAAAACGUUGUUAGCCAAAUUUGAGGCUGACAAACGAGAGCUGGUUCGUAAAGCUACUUUUGUGUUUUCGCCCGAACUUUAUUCUCACGGUGAUGUUGAAUAGACUACAGCGUGUUAUUAAUUAGAAGUGCAUAAUGAUGUUAUUUUCUCUGUGAAGUGAGGACAUUGUGUACAACAGCCAGAAAAUAUAGUAGGAUGUUACAAGCACUGUCUAUAUAUUAUGUAGUCAUUGUUAAAGUUAGCUGUACCAGUUGCCUGUUUGUGUUUAUUGAUCGUGCUUUUAUUAAGAUUUAAGCUCCUGAUAGUUUGAAUAGAAUUUAGACCAGUGAAUAAUGGUGCUCUCCUACACUUUAAACAAGGAAGGUGCAGCUAUACAUUUCUAAGUACAGACGAGAUGAAUAAACUCCCAUACAAGGUUUACUCAUUGUGCUUUCUGUGAUGUUUGACCGUAUUCAUUUACAGCUUUGAGAGUGAAAAGACAUUUAAAUUCUCUAAAGCCUCAUGUGUGGAAGUUCUUGUGUAAUUCUUAUUAACGCGACAAUAGAAUAGGGUAGUAUAUAUUUACUCAGGUACAUGCAAGAUUAGAAUUGUACAUUUCAAGGCAACUUCAGUUGGCACCUGUUUGUAAUGUUGAUAUAAACUGUAAAGAUCUGUAGUCUCAGGAAGAUGCCUUACUGGGGUUUUUUUUUUUUUUCCUCAAAUAUAAAGGGAAGAAUAAUAAACAUUGCCCAUCUUCUCAGUGGGUUUAGAGAAUCAAUGUUCUUUUCUUGCGUUCUUUAUAGAUCAUGAGGAUUUCUCCCCUUUUCUAAUGUCUGCCAGCUUUCUCCAGCCACGUUGUGUGCGUUCUGUACCUGCAUUUUCUCUUCACACUAAGUUAUAAAGAUGAACGUAGUUAUAUGUAAAAUAAUAAGAGUAUCUUUGUUGCAUUGCUGUCACAUUAAUUGACCAAACUUCCACUCUCCCCAUAGAACAGUAUAGGAUGAUGGUGCAAUAAGUCUUCACCAAUGUUCUAAUUGCUGUUGUUGGUGCUGGUUCUAUUGCUUAAUGAAGUGUUUCUAAU
Ictalurus furcatus (blue catfish) is the source of this 8755-nucleotide messenger RNA. It is a transcript of the gene dot1l, whose product is annotated as DOT1-like histone H3K79 methyltransferase. Gene Ontology annotation, cellular component: nucleus. Gene Ontology annotation, molecular function: histone H3K79 methyltransferase activity. The record is from RefSeq and is a predicted model, not a curated record. The transcript has 28 exons. Bases 367 to 4881 code for a protein of 1504 amino acids. Gene Ontology annotation, biological process: DNA damage checkpoint signaling; DNA repair; regulation of transcription regulatory region DNA binding. NCBI's taxonomy places the organism in Eukaryota, Metazoa, Chordata, Actinopteri, Siluriformes, Ictaluridae.